Molecule: messenger RNA, 414 nt
Organism: Dujonia railenensis
Lineage: Eukaryota; Fungi; Ascomycota; Pichiomycetes; Serinales; Debaryomycetaceae
Source: the annotation of a GenBank genome assembly
AUGAAAUUUACCACACUCGCUUUAUUCGCCUUAUCGGUUGUUUCACCAGUAAUUGCAGGUUACCACAAUGAAUCUAUCUCCUCCAAUGUAACAACUACAGCUACUUACACUUCCCUUCAUGAAGAAGUAGUUACCAUUACCUCGUGUCCACCAGAGGUUACUGACUGUCCAUUAGGACACACUGUAACUACAGUUGUCGGGGUUGUUUACACCACUACCUACUGCCCAGCAUCCACCACUCCACCAUUUGUAACUCACGUUACCACCUACAAGCCAGGUUACUACACCACCUACACUUAUGCCCCAACCACUGUAGCUCCAGUUACCGUUCACAGUGCAGGUGCCAAUGCAAACCAUAACGCAGGGGGAGUGGUAGCAGCUGGAAUGUUGGCCAUUGCAGCACUUUUCGUUUGA